AUGGUCCUUGUUGUUUCACUGGCUGGGAAUUCUGCCAUUGGAGUGAUUGUUUAUAAAACGCCAAGCCUGCGAAAACCCAUAAAUUACUUGAUCAUGAACAUGGCCAUGUCCGACCUGAUAUUCCCGUUAAUCUUGAUUCCUUGGCGCCUAGUAAGUCUUAAUACGUCUCCUGCUGGUCAUUGGCUUAUUGGCGGCCCUCUUGGCCAAGCUUUGUGCAAGCUUGUAGUUUACUUACCAAUGGUUUCCUACAGUGUGUCGAGUCAGAGCUUAGUUCUGAUAGCAGUAGAUCGCUUUGUAGCCGUGAUGUUUCCACUGCGUUCCCCAGUCAUUAGCCGCAAAGUGCUUCCCUUCGUCAUUACCGCCACAUGGAUCAUUGCUUUGGCUUUUUAUUUUCCUUUUUUGAACAUUGUGAAAGUAGUUGAAUUCAAUGGAGACAGUAUCUGUUCCACGUUUUCUGGCGAAAUUACGUCCUGGCACAUUGCCGCACCCAUCAUAAAUUACAUUAUCAUCGUCAUCACUAUUGUCCUGCUGGUGAUUCUGUACUCCAUCAUCGUCAUCAAGCUCAAACUACAAGCAUAUCCAGGUGAACAGUCGAAUAAUGCUGAGAAAAAGCGCGCAAGAAGAAACAGGAAAGUGUUAAGAAUGGCAUGUGCUAUCGUGUUAGCAUUUUCACUCUCUUAUGUACCCGUCCUCACGACAGGUAUAAUAAUGUCCCUCUUUCCCAAGAUCAUGUCUAGUUGCGGUUUUUCUAUAUUUCUUAUUUUUACCAUAUUCAUGUCUCAUGUGAACUGUGCUGUCAACCCGAUUAUUUGUCUUAUUUUUAGCAGUAAUUAUCGCCAAUGUCUUAAGAGACUUUUGAAAUGCUAA
Molecule: messenger RNA, 867 nt
Organism: Porites lobata
Lineage: Eukaryota; Metazoa; Cnidaria; Anthozoa; Scleractinia; Poritidae
Source: the annotation of a GenBank genome assembly